This is a messenger RNA of Ustilago hordei, 1809 nucleotides long. RefSeq lists its product as uncharacterized. The record is from RefSeq and is a predicted model, not a curated record. Lineage: Eukaryota; Fungi; Basidiomycota; Ustilaginomycetes; Ustilaginales; Ustilaginaceae. The transcript has a single exon. The coding region runs from base 1 to 1809 and encodes 602 amino acids.
AUGCACAGCUUUGCCUCAUCCACCUUCUCGCUCCCUGCGAGUGCCGAGAAGAAGUUCAAGAAAACCAUCCUACGCCGACUUUCACUCGGAAAGGACAAGACUUCCUCCGACCUCUCGAGGAGCAGCAGCGCUGUAAGCCUCGCAUCGCGCUCCACAGCGACACUCGCCGCGGCGCCCAGUGAGGAGUGCGCAAGUCGAAGAGCCUUCGAUCUCUUCUCCCCAUAUUCGCAGCGUCCUGAUAUCGAUGCGUAUGCCUCUAUACCUUCGUCGCCCAGGAUGCCAAAGACUCCAACCUUUGGUUCUAACUCCAAAGUUUCCUUUGAUGCGCGCACCAUUCGUGACACCAGCUCGAGCGUGAGACCUUCUUCUGCGAUACUGCGGGCUUCCCCGAGACCUUGGAAGGAUGAAAGGAAGGCGCCUCCAGCGCCUAAGCUGUUCCUGAUGUCCAACGAGGUCUUUGUGAUUGCUGCUCCUCCAAAGAAAUCUGCGACGACAGCAGCAGUACCAGUGCCAGUACCAGUGAUCAUGCCGAGGUACAGUGGGAGCUCUUCUUAUAGCGCGGCGAGCUCCUCUCCCAUGCUCUCCUCCGUCUCUUCUCGAUCCUCCGACAGCUGGCUCGACAACCUUGGCAUCUCUGCUUCGUCGGAAGAGGAAAUGCCUGCCUUCCCAGAAAGUGUAUCGGUAGAGUCUCUUGUUGCCGCUGAGUUGGUACGCUCCCGAUCCAGCCUCGACGACAUUGAUUACCAGUUGCUGGCCAACCUUUGCGAAUUUCCAGUGGUUCCGAGCAGGUCACCAGCAAGGAUGACCCGCAGCGAGAGCGGACAUGGCGCUCCCAAGGCGUCAAGAGGUCGUGCGAGAAGUGCUAGCCACCAAAUGACGCCGCCUGUGCCAGCCCAUUUCACUCGUUCGCACGUGAGGAGUGGAUCAGCUCCGCUGUCGUUGGGUCCUCUACCUCCUCAGCCCUCACAGCCUCCCACAGAGGCAGUGCUUCGCCGUACGGACCAGAUCAAGAAGAGUUACAGCAGACAGGGCUCCCCUCUCUACACAAGCUCGCCCAUGUUCGAAGGUGCCGAGUCCGCGAUCUUGUCACCUCGAACAGCACCAGGCACUCCCAAGGUCGAUAGAACUUUGGACCUCAAGUUCCUCGAAGCAGGCUUGUCUCUCGACUCCAAGGUGGCCAAACGCAGCUACAAGCGAUCUGCUUCCAAAUCAGGCAGCAAGUCAUUCGAUUCCCACUUCACUUUGCUCAAGGACCUCAAGCUCACUCCAGGUCAUAUUGCCACACCUAAGGACGAGGAGCCACAAGAACUUGUCUCGCGCUUCUCAGAAAACUCUGAUUCGGGUCGAGAUGAAGCUAGCCGUCUUUUCUCCUCCCUUCUCUCACAUAAGCCUGGCAACGCAUCUGCUUCCAAGCUGCCCCCUCUUUGCACCACUUACACCAUCAGCGACGCAGGCACGAGCGACAACUGUCGAAGAAACAGCGGUAUCAAGACUCCAGAGAUGGUCGCUAGGAGUUCCAGUUCCAGCUCGAGCUCCUACUCUGACCUUCCUGAGAUCGUUUCGAUCAAUGUCGAUGAGAUUGUGUUUGACCUUUCCAGGCCCAGUCUGGAUUACAGGCAGGUGUACGCUAUGGCCCAGGAGUAUGCAAAGUCCUCCGGGUCGGUUGCGAGAGGUGCUAAGGUGGCUAGCAAGAAGAAGCAGCCAGCUGUGCAGAACGGGUUGGACAAGAAGGCUUUCGGUCUGUGGAACAAGUCCAACAGACAAAUGCUUGAUCCUGUUGACAGGAGUUAUCAUUUGCGCAAGUACUAA